Messenger RNA from Trichophyton benhamiae CBS 112371, 486 nucleotides. RefSeq lists its product as uncharacterized. Gene Ontology annotation, cellular component: nucleus; cytoplasm. The record is from RefSeq and is a predicted model, not a curated record. Lineage: Eukaryota; Fungi; Ascomycota; Eurotiomycetes; Onygenales; Arthrodermataceae. The transcript is spliced from 3 exons. Gene Ontology annotation, biological process: proteasome assembly. Bases 1 to 486 code for a protein of 161 amino acids.
AUGUCUCUUCGCAUCACUCCUCAAACCAACUACUCCUCAGAAACCUCCAAUACCUCCAAGAAGACCCCACAACCUCACCUCCGCAAUGGCGCUCCAUCUGCCCCAGGUCUUCCAGAUACUCUCCGCUCCUCGCUCACGGCAGCCCCAGAAACGUCCGGCCUGCAGAAAACCAACUCAACACACCCCCUUGAAGCCCGGCUGUUGAAUUGGCGCCAAACACAAGAUGCUAUGAAAAUGGAGUCUAUUCGGCGGAUUCAUGGCAUGGCGGAGCCAGUACGACGAGGUAUGGAGAUGAAGAUUGUUCGUGAGAGUCAGUGGAAACCAGCAGUCCUAGGUGGGAAUAUGCAUGGAAGUAUACAUGAGGAUAUUUUGGCCCUAGGUGGACGGGAGACGGAAGUUACUUGGGAAGACGUGUAUCCUGGAGAUGAGCUUCGCGAGCCUCCUAGCUUCCAUGACGAGCUGGAGCAUAGGUUGAAGAUGAACUAA